Molecule: messenger RNA, 489 nt
Organism: Cynara cardunculus var. scolymus (artichoke)
Lineage: Eukaryota; Viridiplantae; Streptophyta; Magnoliopsida; Asterales; Asteraceae
Product: peroxiredoxin-2B-like
Exons: 3
Coding region: 1-489 (162 amino acids)
Biological process (GO): cell redox homeostasis; hydrogen peroxide catabolic process; cellular response to oxidative stress
Cellular component (GO): cytoplasm
Molecular function (GO): thioredoxin peroxidase activity
Source: RefSeq, a predicted model, not a curated record
AUGCCUUCGAUUGCUGUUGGUGAGAUGCUUCCUGAUGGUACUCUUACUUACUUCAAUGAGAUAGGUAAUUUGAAACCGGUCUCUAUACACGCUCUUGCCGCUGGUAAGAAAGUUGUCGUCCUUGGUGUUGUCGGUGCCUUCACUCCCAGGUGCAGUUGGCUGCAUGUCCAAGGCUUCAUUGAUAGAUAUGAAGAACUUAAAGCAAAAGGUAUCGAGGACAUUUUGGUGAUUAGUGUAAACGACGCUUUUACGAUGAAGGCAUGGAAAAGCUGGUACCCAGACACGAAGAAUAUGAAGUUCCUCGGAGAUGGAUCCGCAAAAUACACCUAUACGCUUGGAAUGGAGCUUGACCUUUCAAACAAUGGAUUAGGGGUUCGUUCAAGGAGGUAUGCUCUGGUGGUGGAUGACCUGGAGAUCGUGAUUGCAAAAGUUGAAUCCGGUGGGGACUACACUGUGGCCAGGGUUUUUGAUAUCUUAGCAGCUCUCUAG